Gallus gallus (chicken) is the source of this 16104-nucleotide messenger RNA. RefSeq names its product F-box protein 11 (gene FBXO11). Bases 12357 to 14888 code for a protein of 843 amino acids. The transcript is spliced from 23 exons. The record is from RefSeq and is a predicted model, not a curated record. Lineage: Eukaryota; Metazoa; Chordata; Aves; Galliformes; Phasianidae. Gene Ontology annotation, biological process: protein ubiquitination; regulation of apoptotic process; ubiquitin-dependent protein catabolic process. Gene Ontology annotation, molecular function: zinc ion binding; protein binding.
UAGCUAGCUACUGUACAGUGAUGACGUUCUUCAAGAUGUAAUCCUUAUUUCAAAGUAGCCUUCUAUUCUUGCUGUCCAGAAACUUCACUUUUUGCAGGUUUUGAAUAAUGCCUGCUUGUCCAGCCUUUGAGAGCACAGAGAAACCAUGGGAUGUGUGUGCUCUUGACAAGCUUAACUGCUAUCCAGAUGCCUUUUGUGGGGGUUUGUAUGUUUCUGAAACACACGUAAUGCUUGUGUGACAUCAAGAUGCUUUUGUUAUCUUGCAGAGGAAAAGUGGCUGUUCUGUUAAAAUUUCAAUUAUGGAUUAAUGACCACAAUUGUUUCUGCAUAGUUUGCAAGUCCAGUGGAGAAAAAUGAGUUACAUGUAGUUAAUGAAAUGAAGGACUUCUGGUGCUGAAUUGAUCUCCUAAGCUUUGGCAGAGAGUAAAUUAACUCAGAUCUAACAUAGGAGGCUGGCGUUCACUAGAUCCUUCUUUCUUGUCACUAGCAGUUUUCAGUAGUAUUUAAAUUCAAAGACGUUCAAAUAAAACACCUAUUCUACUCCCAUUGUAUAGCAGUGAUGUUAGAAAGAAGCAGCAGUUGAAAGAAUGUAAGUUGCAGUGUCUUUUAAAAUCUUUCUGGCAUACAUCUGGGAAACAUUAAUCAUUCAUAUGCUCAUGAAUCAAGUAAAGCAUCUUGAGAUGGCAGCAGCCAGUUCUGAAUUGGCUCUGUCAGUUUCAAGCAAGUCAUUGAGAACAGGAUUUUUAACCAGUGUGGCCAUCCUUCCAGAUUGCUGAUGGCCAUCUCUUUUCUCUGUUAGCAGGCCAGCAGGGAAAAAGAGAAGUGAACAUUGUUCAUGUAAUUGCAAAACUGCAUGGUCAGCAUGCUAGUAUAUGCUUGGGGGGGGGGGGGGGGGGGAGGCUCAAUUAAUUAGUGUGCUUAUCUUCUGCUGUUCCAGUUGGGCUUGUGAACCUGUCUACAAAGCUCAUCAGGGUAAGCUUGGGUUUCCCUCCCUGCUCUGUCUGUAGUGACUAACAUGGCUGUCUCUCUAGGUGUUCUCACAAGUGAGUAACAGUGGAACAAUUGAGUAGUUUGCAGGUGUGUCAGGUUGGUAAGUAAGGAACGAGUGAGACUGUGACAGGAUCACUCAAUGAACGAAGCUGAAACCAGGGUGAUGAUUACCAAGACUGACAGAAAAUAGGGCAAAGAAAAUAAAUUUAAUUCACUGGUGUUAUAUAACCAUCUUAGUGCAGCCUCUAGUUUCAUUAGUUUGAGAACAUACCUUGUAAGGGAGAGCUAUUGCAUGUGGUUUCACUUUUAGCAAAUUGACUGUAAUUUAGAAUAGAGGUGUAGGAGAUUGAAUAUAUUAUUACGCUGUUUUUCUAGCUGGUAUGGAUCUUAGUUGUGGGGUUUUCUCCGUGUGUUCUGGCAUGCUUGAAUUUACGGUUGUGAAGGUCAUGACUGCGAGCCAGCAGUGUGUGCCCUUGUGGCCAAGAAAGCUAAUGGUAUCCUGGGGUGCAUCUUUGAGCGUGGCCAGCAGGGCGAGGGAGGUGAUCAUCCUUCUCUGCUGUGCUCUGGUGAAGCCACAUCUGGAGUACUGUGUCCAAUUCUAGGCUCCACUUUUCAGGAAAGGCAGGGAACUUCUGGAGAGAGUCCAGUAGAGGGGCAUGAAGAUGUCUGGGAGCCAGGAGCAUGUCCCGGAUGGAAAGAUGGAGGGACCUGGAACUGUUCAGCCUGGAGGAGUCUGAAAGGGGAUUUCCACCAGUGCUUACAAAUAUCUAAAGGGCGAAUGUUAAGUGGAUGGGGCCAGGCUCCUUUCAGCAAUGGCCGGCAAGAGAACAAGAGACAGUGGGCACAAACUGGGAAGCAGAAACUUCCAUAUGAACAUGAGGAAAAACAUCUUAACUUUUAGGGUAACAGAACACUGGAACAACCUGCCCAGAGAGGCUGUGGAGUAUCCUUCUACCUGUCUGGACGCCUACCUGUGUGACCUGCUGUAGGGAGCUGCUUUAGCAAGGGGUUGGACUUGAUGAUCUUCACAGACCCCUUCCAACCCCUAUGAUUCCAUGAUCCAUGAAUCAUCACAGUAGCAUUUCUUAUUUUUUUAGACCUUGAGAGACUAAGACAAUAAUACAUAAAUUACGGAUUAUCUCUUUUCUGUACCAGGAAAAUGUUUACAAAUAUGUUCAAAGAUGGUGUACUUUAGUAGUUGUAAAUGCUUCAUUCCAGGUGAAAGGAACAGGAGAAAAUGUAUUAUUUGGAAGAGCACUCUUUGCUGUACUUGAAUUUGGGAUUGGAUUGGAGCUUCUGUGUUUUAGCUAGAGUAGGAAAUAUGAAAUAUAGUGGUUGUAUGCUGGAUGAAUGUCACUUUUUGAUGUGCUCAGCAGGAGUGGUUACCUGACUGUUUAGUACAUCAAAGUCAAGCAAUGAUUUAAUUGUCCUGUGAUGGUGACUUCUCUCUUUGCUAACUACGUGUCCAUACUCCUAACAAGCUGUCAGAGAGAUCUAUGAGGUUAUUGGGACAGCAGUUUUCUUGUUAGGUACUUUGAUGUGGUCCUUCAUGCCAGGAUGCUAAGAUAAGUCAGAGUGCCAAGAACUAGCUUUGCCUGAGGUUCUUCUAAAUUCGCAGAGAGGAGAAGGGCAUACAGAGGUGCUGGUGUUUGCUUCAGAAUCUCAGGGUGGUUUAGAUUGGAAGGCGCCUCUGCAGGCCGUGUGCUCUAGCCCCAUAGUUUAUCAGGGCCACCCAGAGCAGGGUGCCCAGGCCCACAUCUUGAUGGCUGCUGAAAACCAUCAAGGAGGAGACUGAACAGCCUGACUGGGCAAACUGUGCCAGUGCUGUCAUUUGCACAGUAAAGAAGCAUCUCAAGAUCAGAUAGAAAUCUGUAAGAUUCUGUCACACAGAACUUAGCAGAAGGCUUUUUAGCCAUUCACAUGGUUUGCAAUAUGGUGUUCCUGCCUAAUUUAAUACUCUUUAUUCCUGCACCCUUUUAAGGGUACAGUUGGAUGACCUAAAAACAGCAGUAAGUUAAGAGUGACAGCCCUCCUCAACUGAGGUAUUGUGACUGACCAGAGCAGUCCACUGAUGUACCAGGCAAAAUUAUUUCGGUUAAGUGAGAAGUGCUUAUUCUUUCUGGUAGAUCAGUGUGCUUGGAGCUGCUCCUAGGCCAUACACAUGACUCUGUCUAUGAUAUAUUUUUGUAUAUAUAAUCGAAAUUGUUUGGAGAAGAAUGCUCAGCAGCUAUGCACGUGCAAAGAGCAGCAUUUCCAGGCUGCAUGUGUUUGUUCAGUACUUCUUAGUGUUUCUGAAGAAGUAAGACACAGGGGAUCAAAUGGCACAGGCUUGUGGAACAGUUGGGAAUACGAAAAGGGGAAUCAGCACUCACUGUGGGACGGAGGAGUCCCAAUGAGGCAGCUGCCCUGGGGACUCAUGGCAUCUUUUAAUAUUAUCAUUAAUUUUCCAGAUAAACUGUUCCUCUCAAAAAUACUCAGAAAAUGCAUGUACAGUCAGACAAAGGGUUUAAUGAUUCACUUACUUUUUCCUGCAUAUGUUUAUUCCACUGAAUUGCCAGAGUAUCUUGUCCUCUAAUUGCCAUGCUUUGUGUGUGUGCCAGAGAGAAAAUACGCAGUGCAGAUCGAUAGAGAUGGAACUAUCCAGACAUGAAAGGAGAUGUUGUGUAUUAAGGUGCUCAGUUUUCUAGGUAAAAUGUGUUGUAAAGUGAGUGAACUCCCAGAACUGCGGAAGUUAAGCAGAAUGGAAAGUUGGGUGCAUAAGAAUGAGCAGCUGUUUAACAAGAAGCAAAGUUCAGGAUUCUGCUGUGGUUAUACACAGAGACUGGGUGGAAGAGGCAACGGAGGAAUGAAAAACAACACGGUGAAAACUUCCAGUGCUUACUUCUGGAUGUCUUACACAAUCUGGAAAAAUGAGUAGUUGUAUUCUGCUCUGUGACUUUUGCAUGCUGUCAGGUAACCAAGCUUAUGCCACCUGUUUGAUCUUCAUCGUCUCUCUUACUGCUGUUAAGAGUAAAUUUGAAGUACAAAUUGCAAACACCUCUCAUUUGCAAAUCAAAUCUGCAGCUGAGGCUGUUGGCAAUUAUUACUUUCUUCAUCAGAUCGUGUUUCCGUAUUGCUUACUAAAACAGAGCAUUGGCCAAAUUGGGACCAUGGGAAAAAUAGUUUCUGCAAGAUAUUGUCAGUAGUAAUAUAUAGUUCAUCAAGAUACAGGGCAUCACCUGCAAAGCUCUAAACUUGGGAGAAUUCAUUGUGAACUCAUCUCAAUUUGAAAACUCUUAAUUUAAGCCACCUCUGCACUUUUACUUCACAUUUCAUUUUUAAAGAAAUUAGUAAUCAGCUGCCAAAAAACCCCAUAAUAAACGUUAAAUGCACUUUGGCUUUUACCUCUUGUACCUCUUCCACACACAUAUGCACAUAAUGUAGCAGUUACAGCUGCUGGUGUUUUGGUUUAGUUUUGGUUAUUGCUGGUUGAGUGUCUGAAAUGUUGUGAAUACUUUGUAGUUAUAACUACUUCAGUAGCUGCUGUAGUAACUGCAGGGUUGAGGUGCUCAGGGAUCCUUGUCCCACAGGGCAAGGAAGAGGAAAUCCUCUCUGUACUGCAGCUUCCUUGAGCAUCACAUGCAUAACUUUGUUUCUAGCUUUCCUGACACUUGUUUUAUAACACGCAUUGGGGAUGGAAGGCAGACCAUAAUGUUCUUCUAACUUGUAUUUACAUAAUGCGCUAGGAUUUUAAAACCAAAUAGAGAACCUUUUCAGUCUUAUCUCCCAGAGUAGAAGGCUUGAAUACAGCUGGUUGUUCUAUACAGUUUGCUUUCUUAAGACCUGUUGGCCAUUCCUCCUACAGUACUUACUGUUGAUGGCAGUUUUUCAUUUUUACUGUUAUUAAAAUUAGAUUCAAAUCAGAAGUUUCCAACUGCGAUGGUAUUUUAUAAUUUGGUGUUAGUUUUCCCGACCCAUCUUAAUAACAUCCAUGCUAACAAAUAAGUAAUGAGUAACAAAGAAUUUUAUUUCCAAGCCCCGAUGUUGCUUGGUUUUCCUGUAGUUCUCCAUGCUGUUUUUAUGCAGUCAUUUCCCUGCAGCUAAACAGAGCCAUGCUUUCUUGCUCUUGUCAGGCACUCUGGAGUUUGUAAUUCAAGUAAUAGAAUACUAGGAAAGGCAUUUUGAAAAGUUCUGAGUAAGUAGUGAUCAGAUACGUCUGACUCAGAGCAAGUCUUCAAAAAAAUGCAGGAUCGUUCCAAACUAUGUUAAAUACAACAUGCUUUUGAUUGAGCCAGGGCUAAAUGAGGCUUGCUUUGUUUUUGUUAUUGUUGCUGUCUUAAUCAUCAUCAAAUGGCCUUUUUGGAAGUCAGAUUACAAGUAAAUACCCCUGCAGUAGGGAUUCUGUCCUUUUUGCUCAAUAAAAAAACAGUACUUCGGGGGGAUUCUUGCUUUGAUUUUUUCCCACCACCUACCUCUCUUCUUCUCCUUGUUCUGUAGUGUUUUGAGGUUUUCAGCAUGCUGUUUCUAGUCUGGUUGUUCAAAUGCUGGUAAUUUGUAAUUCUCCAUUUCUACCGUGACGUUCAAAAUGGCAUGACUGUUGCUGGUAGUACUUGGGCUGUGGGUGAGGGAGAAGGAAGCAGUGUGUGUGUUUAGUAUCACUGUAAUGGUGAGUUAGAAGAAACAGCCAAAGAGAUAGCAGAAUACAUACUCAAGCUUUUGCAGUUCACAGUUAUCUUUUUCUAGCGACGUGCUGUUGGAUAUCCAAAACCAUGGGUAUUAUUCGCUCAAAGUGUUCUUUUUUCCCUCCCUGCUAUGUCAAGGUUAGAGGGUCUGAGUCCAUGUGGUAGCCCUUUGCUUCUUCCUAGACCAAUGGUUUUAGGUAAAUGGCAAUUGCAGCCAAAUACAACUUGGAAACUUCUUUUGCUGUGUGAUAUGUGAUUGUACCAGUAGGGAUUAAAAGAAAAAAAAAGGGGUUGUAGCCUUCAGAAACAAAACAAUCCAACAGACUACAUGAAAAUGUUAUCUGGGAUCUAUAAAAACCCAUUAAUCAAACCGUGCUGUUUUUGUGGUGGUCCUCUGUUUUCCUACAGUAACCUUAAAUUAUAUAGAGUGCUUAUGUUGAUGGCUGAUUUUGCUUUUUCCUCCUUUACUGUAACAUAAUUGUAAGGUACAGACAGAAAGGAAUGACAGCCAAAACCAGUAAGCUUUAAAACACUAAUAGUCUGCUUUUUCUUCCUGCUUAGAGAGGUAAACACCAUACUGGCUGUGCCCAUCUCACCUCCAGCACACAGGAAGAGCUGUCUGGUCUUUCAUCUCGCUUGCCUAUUAGCUUUGUUGUCACAAUCAUAUAUAAUUCUGGGCCAAUCACUUCCCAAUUGAAGUUUUCCUCUUUCUACUCUUAAAUGGAUGAGAUUUACCUCUAGAUUGUUGAGAAGAGCCCAAACUUGCGUUGUUGCUGGCCGUUUUCUAUUUAAUGUUUUAACUAUGAAGAGAUGUAUUGAUGCUCAGAAGAAAGCUCUUGUAGAAGGAAACCUCAGUCACCCUAGGCUGCUGGUCUGAUAAGGCUGAAGGUAGUUAGAUACCUAACCCUAGGGAAGUUUUUGCAGCAAACUCAUCCAGAUAUGCGUAGAAUGUCUACAAUAGUUAUUAAUGAGUCCCAGAACACUCCUUCAUUUGCAUGUAAUCUGUUGUCUUUACUCCACCUAUUAGUCUAACAAAUUUUGAAAUAUUUCAGCUGAUGUCUUGAUUUAAUUUUUCUAUUGCUUGGUUUGUUUGCUGCCGCAAGACAGAUUGAUGACUGCCCUCAGUUGUCACGGUAGGCAUCUCAGAAACUUUUACUUUAAAGAAUCUUAGGAAAUUCCUAGUUGAGUACAUCACUGCUCCUUGACAUAACUGGGUUCCAGCUGGGCCAAUGUACUGAUAGAUGUCAGUCAGUUCUGAUGGAGCCCCAGCAGGGCAGAUGGCUCUGCAUGGCAAGCAUUUCUCAAUCUGCUGCUGGGGGUAGUAGCAGGGGAUUUUGCCACCACCCCCUCCCAGCGUUACAGCAGUGCUGUGCGGACGUGGUUCGUGGCGAAGAGAUCUGUGGGAGGCUUUCAUUUCCUGAAAGUUGGGUGAAAUGAUUGUGCCCUGAGAUUAUGCUUUAUGGGAGUUACGCUUGAAUAGUUGCAAUAGUGUUUGUCAUAAUGAGAUUCCUAGCGAUGUGGAUUGUUUUAUUACACAUAAACUUUCCUGUCAUUUCAAGGGGAGACGGAUUUCUCUAGCUUCCUGUGCUCUGCAAGAGAAUCUCUGCAAAUGGAUCGGUUAAGGUUAUAGAAAACUUGAGAUUUCAAGUGUAGAUAACCUCAAGUAAAAUCUCUGCAUUCUCACUGAAUUGCUCACUCCUGUACUGUGUUUUCCCCCACUUUUUGUUUUUAAGAUACCAGAAACAGACACCCAAAACCCACCUGACGUGUGCAUUCUUUAGCAUUGCUAAAGGAGAGUUAUUUAUAAACUCCUAAUUCAUUCUUUGUAGUUUACGGAUAUCAUUAAUAUCCAGAUUUCACAUAAUUAAAGAAUGUGACCUUUCUACUUAAUAGUUCAGCUACGCUGUGCUUAUUAGGAAUAAUAUAUUGUCUCAUAUACCUCCUGUUUGUUUUAGAUCUCCUGUUUGAAAUGCCUUUUCCUGGGGAGGUGGGAGUUUUCUUGGGAGGAAGAUGAGGAGGAAAGGUUUGGCUUUGCUCGUCUUUAGGUGUGUUGCAGCACAGCCGGAAACUAAAAUGUGGUGGUUGAUCAGAACAGUUGCUGGGGUCAGCUGUAACGCAGAAUAAAACACACGAACCUCUUACAUUGUGUUUUUGGGGUGCCUUUAUUCUUGUCACUGGCUGUGUUGUUUUUAAUGAGUUGAAAGUUGCUGUGUUUAAGCUGAAGAGGAGGAUGAUCUUCUCAACUGGUAGAAACGUAAUGAGGCUGGGCUUCUAAGUGCCUUUCUUAUAUAGUCCUUAAACACUGUGUUCUUGCGCCCUUAAAAUCUACUUGGUCAGCUUUUUCCCAGUAUCAUCAAGGAACCAUGCAGCAAGGCCACAGCUUUGAAAGUAUUGCUUUGUUAACGAGGAAUGCAUCCAAAAAUGGAUCCUUGUUUCUUCUCAAAGAAAGCUUCUCAGAGCAGGAGUCAAGCUGCCUGUGAAGCAGGAAAGAAACUCCUUAAUAAAAUAAUUGUAAAGCUGCCACCUGGAGUUCUGUUUAUUACUUUGAUGUAAUACUGUUAUCAGCUGGGGAAACAUACCAGAGGAAAAACAUUAUCUUAUUCUGGUCUGUUGGUACUAUUGUUUGAAACCUGCCAGGGCUGAUCGUUAGAGCUCCUAGUUCUAGGAAAGCUUUCCUCCCUUUUCUAAAAUGAGUUAUCCAACAAGCAGCUCAAGUAUGCAGGCACCUGCACAGUUAUUCUGUGUGUCUAAUAAAAAUACACAUGAGAGUGUAUUUGUUUUUAACUUCUCUUUAAUUGGGUGCUAGUAUAAUGGGGAGAGUGGGGGGAUUUUUCUGGAAAGAAAUCAGAGUUUUGCAUCGGAUCCUUGUUAACGCUUUCUGCUUCUGGCUUCUGAAAAGGAAAAUCUUCAUUUUAGUAUUGAGUGGGUAGUUGGUUUUAGCCUAUGAAUUCCCUAGUGGACGAGGCUGGGAUGUGAAUAGCUGCUCAUGACUGUCCAUAAGUUUCAAAGAAAUACAGCUGGGGACAAGCUUUGGGCUUGCAGCCAGUUUCUUUCCCCGUUGUCAACUUUCACUUUGCCUGCUUUGUGCCAGUUCUAAGAACUUAAGUUUUUGCCUUGUGUAUAUAAGCUGUAUUUUAAUAUUCAGCAUUUUGAUAGUGCUAGUUGACCUCACAGACCUUUGUCAGAAUGCUUUCUUUCUCAUCUGAUUUGGGUGACCUACAUAAGGAUUGAUGUAAUGAGCUUCACUAUGAGCCGAGUUGGAGAAAAGAUUGGAUUCUUAGAUAAGUUAAUUUCCAUUGCAUCUGAAGAAUAACAGAAAAAAUAUUUUGAGUCUUAAGUACUCUGCAUAGUUAUUAUCUUCUUCCUUGUGGUUAAGAAAAGUAAAUAAAAAUAGAUGUCUGGUAGAACACAAGCUUUUGAGCAAAUAUAAAUAGAGUUGAGCAUCAAUCCGAUCUAUUCUUACACUUUUUAGGUCAUCAUGUUAUCUUAUACUGCAUGACCUAAUUCCAAAGAGUAAUAAGCUGUCUCAUUUGAUUAUUGAUGUUUAAAACCUUAAAAUGUAAAUUCCAAAAAUAAUUGCUUUGCUUUAUGCGAGUACCAAGAAUUUCAGUUCUCAUACUGAAAUAAUUGUCUUCAUAUACAAAAAAUUCCACAUAUGAACACACUAAGACUUGUUUAUCAAAUAAAGUGUUACAAUAAGCUUGGAUAGUGUUAGAGAAUAAGAUAUCUUUGUUUUAUUAUCAGCUUAGAAACUGUAUGAAUGCUUAAAGUAUCGUAGCAGUCAGUAACAGUUAUUUUGUCUAGUUGUGGCUUUCCAGAAGGCAGAACCACUUUAUUCUGUAUGGCGUUCAGUCUGAUCUUUCCAGAGUCUUUCUGAAAGCAUGUACUCUUCAACUUAGGUCUGUUCCCAUGCCAAACUGGUGCCUGCAGCUCAGAAUGGAGAUACCUGAAUCUUCUUCUUGCUUCCAGUUCUGAACAGCCUUGUCUCCUGUCAGAGAGAGAUUAAUCCUUCUUGUUGACCCAUGCCAUCAGAACCUUCUAAAAAUGCCACCUCUUCAGUUUUAUCUGCAUGAAAUAAGUUGCUUUGAAUACUGUUUGGAAAAUACCGCAGGAUUUGCAUGAUGAUAAUUAAAACACACCGCCAUGUUUAUCAGAGUCUUUAGUUUUAGGGCUAAUACUAGCUGUAAACUCAUUUACUUCUUAGUUCAACAUUUUCUUUUACCAUUAAACAUAAAAGCACACAUCGGCUAGAGUUUGACCAUGAAAGACCAUAAAAUGCCUUUAUGAUGUUAGGUCUUGCUUCAAUGAAUUACUUCUUGCAGUUGGACUCCAUGACCCUUGUAGGUUCUUUCCAAAUGAACAAUUCCAUUCUGUCUUUGCAUUUUGUUUUCCUCAGUAGUUGAGAUUUUUUUUUAUUGUGGUUUUCCCAGCUAGUGGCUUUCUCUUUGAGUUAAAUAUGUUAAAUAUUCAGAUGAGUUGAAUAUUCAGACAGCUCCUGAAUGAAAAUGGUCUCCUCUGCAGUCUCCAUUCCAAACUGCAGACUGCCUGGGUCUGAUAUCCAUAAUAUCAACUAAACCUUAAACGCUGCCCUGAGUUGGUGGGAAAGAUUCCAUGGAUGUAAGAAGUUUGUUUUGUGUUUUUGUCUGUCAUGUAAGGGGGUAGAGUGUACCUUACACAUAGGCAGUCCUUUCUUACUUCUUGCUACUGUAUCUGCUCAUAAAAGAAAUUCGACAUUUCUUUGGGAGGGUUUGCAAGGACAUAGGAUGAGUUCCUGUUGCAUUGCUGAAACAUACACCCAUUUAACAGCUCACUCCCAGAUUGUUUCUAUUUAAAGAAAAAUGGUGGUGGUUUCUCCUUAGGUUUUUUUGGGGGGUGCUGACAAUUUGUUACUGAGAUGUUCAUGUUUUUGUAACUAUUGUAGGUGCAAAUACAGAACUACAGCCACGUAGUUCUGUUCUCUGUGAGUUAGUUUAUCUUCAUUUCUGUCCUUUUUUGCAUGUGUAUCUUUCUUUUCUAUUCCCUUUAGCUUUAUUCUUCCUUUCUUAGGCAUUGCAGUUCUAGGCAGUGAAAAGUAAUGGGAGCUGUCAUCUCAGCAGGUUGGCAGCAUAUCUUCCCGUGGUGUUUUAUGGACACAGGUUUUGACCCUUUAAUUUAAAAAACAAUUAUUUCAAAUAAAGUAUUUUUAUCUAUUUACGUAAUAGAACUCAUAUAAAGCAUUACAGGUAAAUGUUUGAGAAUAGGCUCAGCUUUUUUAAUCUCUUAUACCGCAAAUGUAUUCACUUAAAAUUGUGACAGCAUCUGGGAUUCAUUUCAGCAGGUGUUGUAUGAGAGCAUUAAUAUUACACACAUGCUCCCCUGAAUUUUAGUGACUUUUAUCAGGCAAACGCUUCUACCAUCAGCAGAUGUUGAUAAUGCUUUUUAUUUAUGUUAGUAGAUGCAGUAGCCAGUACUGUUGCACUUCACCUGGUUUUCUCAAAGCAUUUUGGAGGCACUGAGAGUCUGUCAUUUUUUUUCUUUCCUUAAAACAGGAGUCUGUUUAUGUGAGUGUUUCUAGGGGAGAAUUUUCAAAAUGCUUGCUUAGCACAGGUAUCCAGGCAAAAUUAUGAGUGUUGUCAUGUUACUCCUUUGUGGAGAGGUAACAUUAAUGCUCCUGCCCUGCUCCUGGGCCUUGCUCACAUCCACGCUUCCCUCAGGUGGCCUCCUUGCCAACCAGAUGGAAGAAGGGAGAUGUUAAUUCUGAAGUCUGAGUGAAUGUGUACAUCUCUGAAAGUCAUCUGUGCUAAGAGGGUGAUCUUUGAGCAGGAUUCUUGCCAUCCUUCUAAAUCUGCUGUGAAAAAAUGAGUACGUUUCCUUUCUGCUUAGCCAGUCUCUCAGUGUUUCAGCCAAACUGACCUUUAUUUUCAGGCUACCCCCACAGACUUCUAUCUUUGCAGCGGUAAUAUGUUAUAUGUUUAGCAGCUUCUGCUGGUUUUCUUUUAAGAACCCAAUUGGGGUUUUCCCAUUGCCUUUUUCAUCACCUACUGAGAGAUCAAACCUCUGCGUUUUUUUUUUUUUUUCUUUUGCUUAUUAUAUUUUUCCUGCGUUCCGUGGGGCAGUUUUGAACUAUUGUAUUUAUCAUCACGAACAAGAAAAAAAAUAUUGUUGUUCUGACAUGCCCCACAUUCAAUGUGAAAUAGGAAGAGGCUUAAGAUGCUCAAAAUCCUUGAGUAACAGGGAUCAGCAACAGAAAUUAAUAAUUACUAUUCAGUUGUAGACAGGGAAAUACGGGGUGUGAAUCUAGUGGCCUACAGUUUGAGCACACUCAGGUGCCAGAGUUUGGCUGUGAGGGAGCCGUGCUCUGGGCCGCUGCAAGGCCCGCUUCAGAGCCCCAGCUCCCCGCCAUGGCUGUGUGUGAGGGAAGCUGGGAGCUCUUCUCUCAUAGGCUUUCUCUUCCAGCUUCUGAUGCCUUGUGGUUUGCUUGACGCCAGUACUUUCUGUCAGAGGUGUCACAACCAUGUAAAAUUCCAUGGCUGAAUCAUGGGGGUGUGGUCAGUCACUUAGUAAGGCACCAACAACCUCAAGCAGGAGCACGAUGCCAGAGCUGUGCUAGACAUGUCACUGUAGGUCAUCUAUUGAUAUUUCUCUGUGUAAUGGAUAAAUAUCCUUCAGAGACAGAGAAGUCCUCCAGUGCUAGUGAGUCUGUCAUAUGAUGAUGUACCUGCAGAUAUGGUUGCAGAAGAAUCAGGUCCUGGUGCACAAAAUAGUCCAUACCAACUUCGCAGAAAAACUCUUCUACCUAAAAGAACAGCUUGCCCUACAAAGAACAGUAUGGAGGGUGCCUCCACUUCAGCUACUGAAAACUUUGGUCACCGAGCUAAACGUGCCAGAGUAUCUGGAAAAUCCCAGGAUUUAUCAGCAGCACCUGCAGAACAAUAUCUUCAGGAAAAGUUGCCAGAUGAAGUGGUUCUGAAGAUCUUCUCCUACCUGCUGGAGCAGGAUCUCUGCAGAGCAGCUUGUGUGUGUAAACGCUUCAGUGAGCUGGCUAAUGAUCCAAUUUUGUGGAAAAGACUGUAUAUGGAAGUAUUUGAGUACACACGUCCAAUGAUGCAUCCUGAAGCUGGUAAAUUUUAUCAGAUCAAUCCAGAAGAAUAUGAACAUCCCAAUCCCUGGAAGGAAAGCUUUCAGCAACUGUACAAAGGAGCGCAUGUAAAGCCAGGCUUUGCUGAACACUUCUACAGUAAUCCUGCAAGAUAUAAAGGAAGAGAAAAUAUGUUGUAUUAUGAUACCAUUGAGGAUGCUCUUGGUGGAGUUCAGGAAGCUCAUUUUGAUGGACUUAUCUUUGUUCACUCUGGUAUAUAUACUGAUGAAUGGAUAUAUAUUGAAUCUCCAAUCACCAUGAUCGGUGCAGCUCCUGGAAAAGUAGCAGAUAAGGUUAUAAUAGAAAACACUAGAGAUUCAACCUUCGUUUUUAUGGAGGGUUCUGAAGAUGCCUAUGUUGGAUAUAUGACAAUCAGGUUCAAUCCUGAUGACAAAUCUGCUCAGCACCACAAUGCACACCACUGCUUAGAGAUUACCGUGAACUGCAGUCCAAUUAUAGAUCACUGUAUUAUUCGAAGUACUUGUACAGUUGGCUCUGCAGUAUGCGUUAGUGGCCAAGGAGCUUGUCCUACUAUUAAACACUGUAACAUCAGCGACUGUGAAAAUGUUGGACUUUAUAUUACAGACCAUGCACAGGGAAUAUAUGAGGACAAUGAGAUCUCCAACAAUGCGUUAGCAGGGAUUUGGGUUAAAAACCACGGAAAUCCCAUUAUCAGGCGGAAUCACAUUCACCAUGGACGUGAUGUUGGCGUUUUCACUUUUGACCAUGGCAUGGGUUAUUUUGAAAGCUGCAACAUCCAUAGGAACAGGAUAGCAGGAUUUGAAGUGAAGGCAUACGCCAAUCCGACAGUGGUUCGGUGUGAAAUCCAUCACGGCCAGACUGGGGGCAUCUAUGUCCAUGAAAAAGGAAGAGGACAAUUCAUAGAGAACAAAAUCUAUGCAAACAACUUUGCAGGUGUUUGGAUUACCUCAAACAGUGACCCAACAAUAAGGGGCAAUGCAAUUUUCAAUGGGAAUCAAGGUGGUGUUUAUAUCUUCGGUGAUGGAAGAGGCCUUAUUGAAGGAAAUGACAUUUAUGGUAAUGCAUUGGCGGGAAUACAGAUUAGAACAAACAGCUGUCCCAUAGUUCGACACAACAAGAUCCAUGAUGGUCAGCAUGGUGGCAUUUACGUGCAUGAAAAAGGACAAGGUGUGAUUGAGGAGAACGAAGUUUACAGCAAUACUUUGGCUGGGGUCUGGGUGACAACGGGGAGCACUCCGGUCUUGAGGAGAAACAGAAUACAUAGCGGGAAACAGGUUGGAGUUUAUUUCUAUGACAACGGACACGGCGUGUUAGAAGACAACGACAUCUAUAAUCACAUGUACUCAGGGGUUCAGAUAAGAACUGGAAGCAACCCCAAAAUCAGACGCAACAAGAUCUGGGGAGGUCAGAAUGGUGGCAUUCUUGUUUAUAAUUCCGGGCUUGGAUUUAUAGAAGACAAUGAAAUUUUUGAUAAUGCAAUGGCUGGUGUAUGGAUUAAAACAGACAGCAAUCCUACACUAAGAAGAAACAAAAUCCAUGAUGGAAGAGAUGGAGGCAUCUGUAUAUUUAAUGGAGGAAGAGGUCUUCUGGAAGAGAAUGAUAUCUUCAGGAAUGCCCAGGCUGGUGUUCUUAUCAGCACCAACAGCCACCCUGUGCUGAGGAAAAAUCGAAUAUUUGAUGGCUUUGCUGCAGGAAUUGAAAUAACAAAUCACGCAACUGCAACAUUAGAAGGCAAUCAGAUUUUCAACAACCGCUUCGGGGGUUUAUUUCUCGCAUCUGGUGUCAACGUCACGAUGAAAGAUAACAAAAUAAUGAACAAUCAAGAUGCCAUAGAAAAAGCUGUCAGUAGAGGCCAGUGUUUAUAUAAGAUAUCGAGUUACACCAGCUAUCCCAUGCAUGACUUCUACAGGUGUCACACCUGCAACACCACGGACCGCAACGCCAUAUGUGUGAACUGCAUUAAGAAGUGCCAUCAAGGACAUGACGUAGAAUUCAUUAGACAUGAUAGGUUUUUCUGUGACUGUGGUGCUGGAACACUGUCUAAUCCUUGUACACUUGCUGGAGAGCCUACACAUGAUACAGAUACACUAUAUGACUCUGCUCCACCUAUAGAAUCUAAUACAUUGCAGCACAACUGAAUUCCUUUCAGAAAGAAAGUCCUGCCAUUCUAAUAUCAUAACUGUUAAACCUUUUUUUUGGAGGAAGUUAUACUUGCCCAUUUCUGCAGAAAGAGACUGUAUUAAAGCGGAUGUGUGAGGUGUUGACACUAUGGAGCUCAACCUACCAAAAAAGAAAGUGGCAAUAUGUUGACUCAGGAUAACAGAACUGGGCGUUUUAGCAUUACUGUGUAAACAAAGACUUUGAAGGGACAGAAGUGAAGAAAAAAAUAAGCUGCAAUUUUGUACAGAUACCAACUUCUGAAAGCUGGUGUUUUUACAAGUAGCAUUGAAACGCAGUCCAAUUUGCAGUAGUACUAUUCUGUAGACAAGCAGCAUUCUUUGUUGCUGCCUUUAUGGACAUGGGUACCAAUUGCUUUUGUAACAUGGUAUAAAAAAAAAAAUGUGAGCUAGCACUUCUGCAUUUCUUUUGAUUUUUUUUUUUAACAUUUAUUCAGAUUGAGAAAUAUGAUUUUAAUGCUUUAAUCUCAUGUAGUUUGUUUCUAAUUUCAAGCAAAAAAAAUCUUAUUGUACUUGAAUGUGUCCUGUUUUGUUAGCACACCUAGACUUGCUGUAACUGUACUCAUGUCCCAGUAUGUACGUUCUUUCUAUGAAAGAGAAAACACUAAUCUUAAAUUAUAUCCAGCAAUUUUUCUGGUGUCCUCUGAAGUUAGAAUAAUCUCCUUCCCUGCCCCAGCAAUAGUCUGUACUCAAACCACCCUAACAAAAAAGCGAGUGUUUUAAUGAGACUUCCUAGACUAUAAUGCACUAUAAAACAGAGUACCCAUGUAACUAAGUUUUGUGAGUGAAAUUUUACUAUGUUUUAAAGUACACGGUAGAAAGUCUCCUCAAAACAGUCUUGUAUUUUACUCUGUUCAUAGUUUUUUUUGAACAGUCUGGACAUUACUUUACAUAACCUGCUGGAAAUCGCAGCAAUUUCCUGCUCUAAUGAAGCUGAGACAAGUAUAUAUACAGCCCUAUACAGUUUCAUAGCUUUUUUCCAUUUAUGUGUAUUGGUGACAGUGGGUAAUCAACAGCCUGAAAGUGUAUGCAUGUACCAUAACAUCUAGACUUAAUAUAUUGUGGAGUACUCAAUAACCAUUAUGUAGAGGGUAGGUAAGAAUUAAAGGGUUUAAUUUCCUAGGAAAGACAAUGGAAAAAUGGUCAUUUUUAAAAAAUAAAGUUUAUUAGAUCAUAA